AUGCGCAAAGUGGAGCAGGGAUCCGUUCCUCGAGUGCCUGGGUUUCCAACCAGGGUCAGCAGGGCUGCUUUGGAGUAUUCCUCCAGGGUUCCAGCGUUUGGGGAGGAGGGGGGAAAGGAUCCUCGUGUGCAGUUUUGCUGCAAGUGUGAGCUGGCGCCAUUGCUCUGUGCGGAAGCCAUGGUUAAGGACUGGAUGGCAGAACCUUGUGUGGGCGUGCUCAUGGACCUGGGGAGACUCAGAUCCCGCCUGCUGGCUAUGUUUUCUGCUACAGAUGCUGCAACAGAUGUCUCAGCUGUUGCUGCCCUUUUUGUUACCCCUGCUGCGCCGCUCUCUCCUGCUGCUGCAGCGUGGUCGUGCUGUUUUCGUUGCAGCAGCUGCUGGGCUGCCUACCGCCUUGUGGUCAGCUUCGCUGCCCUCCUCGUGCUGGUGGCGAGGUGGCCGCGGGUUGUGACUCUACUGACCACUCGCAUAGAGACACGGGCUGGCGCCUACCAGGCGAUCUUGGCUGAGCUGGGGGCGGGCAGGCAAGUUGAGAACGACUGUGUUGCGUCCAUGCUGGUGCAGGUGCUCGGGGUGAAAGAGAGUGCUGAUCUGCAGGACGGGUUUGGGUUUUUCGUGCAACAUCUGCUGUCAGGCGGGCUGGAGAAGGCGCAUGCUGAGGGGAAGGGGAGGGGGAGAGCCAAGGGGGAAGGUGACACUGUGUGGAAGGUGAGGAAGGAGGUAGAGGUGUUGAUGGGCGUGGUGAGGAACAGUAGGGGCGUGCGGUCAGGAGGGAAGACGAGUGAGAUGGUGGGAGCUGGUGAAGGUGGGGUGGGGGAGGGAGGCGUGACUAGAAGGCUGGAAGGCAUGCUGAUGGGGAAUGGCUCAAGGUUUGAAGUACCCUGUGAGACUGGGGAGAGGCUUGAUGGCAGUGAUGGGGAUGGCAAGGAUGAGAAAGGUGGGCAUUGGAGGGAGAAUCUGAAGGGGCGUGUGUGGGAGAGGUAUGUGGAUGGCAUGGCUCGGAUUCUGGAGCACAGAGGGGGGGAAGGGAGGGAGUUCAGGUGCAGCCACUGCAGUGAGGGGGGCAGCAGCAGCAACAAGAACAACAACAGCAGCGGCAGCAGCGGCGCCGGCAGUGGCAGCAGCGGCAGUGGCAACAGCAGCAGUGGCAGCAGCAGCAGCAGCAGCAGCAGCAGCAGCAGCAGCAGCAGCAGCAGCAGCAGCAGCAGCAGCAGCAGCAGCAGCAGCAGCAGCAACAGGGGCAGCAGCAAUGUGAGCAGUGUUGGGGAAGACAAGGAUUUUCCCAGAGGCAUGUACCUGAGUGGGGUGGGUGCCACUGACUUCGCCCUGGCAGUCGCCAAUGUGCUCUCCAAGCCCGAGUGCUGCAUGGCAGGGGGAAUAUUCUACAUGGAUACCAUCAACCCCAGCAAGGCACGGAUGGAGGCAGCAGCCAUUGAGGAGGCCAGGAAGAGAGCAAGGCGUGUGGAGUUGACAGGUGGGGCGAGUGAGGAAGCAGGAGGAAGAGGAGGAGCACGGGGAAAGGGUGCCGGAGUGGAAGCAACAGCAUCAGCUGCAGCGGCGGCGUUCCCGCCAGCAGCUGCCCAGGCAGCGAGCUCCAAUGCUUGUGGUGGUUCGCUUGGAAGCAUUGAAGCUUCUGACUCUGACAUGAGUGGAGAUGCGUCUACCAGCUCUGGCCUCGUGCCUGUCAACACCCACCCUGGUGUUGCUGUUUUCACGUACUGGGCUGCUUGCAUCUUGCAGUGGGUCCGAAUCUAUGGCUCAGAUUUUGUUUCAGCGAAUAGAUGCUUCAAGGACAGCCCACAGGGCAAGGUCCUGCCCAUGCGCCAUCCGUUGCGGGACCUUCCGAGCCUGCUUCUCAGGUUUGGCAACGUCCCUAAGCCUAUGGAGGGAAGGAGCUUUCCCAUGGAGUGGGAGGAGUGGCCUCAGGGUGAUGAAGCUGCUGUGAAGCUUCCUGAUGACUGCAAGAAGAGUUUCUUUGGCGAGGGGAUCGUGGAGGAGAGUGGGACGGCAGAAGCAGGCAAGGGAAGGCCCUCUAAUCCAUCGUCAGAGGCAGGAGGUAAGAGGAGGGUUGAGAGGAAGACGGUGUGCGUGGAACGCAGCAACGAUCAGCCCACUCCCGCUCCUUCGCAUCUGCCCACCUCAAGCCGUCAUCCCAUUGUUCGCUGCAUGGCAGACGUGGAUUAUAUUCUGGAGGUUGCUGCUAGCCGAAUCACCCCGCCCUCAUGCUCUCAGUGCAGAAGAUGCAUGGACCUGUACACCUCCCAAAUCUCCUUGGUCGCCUUCAUUGCCAAUUUCGCCUACCGCCCCGUCUCCAUCCUCUUCAACCGCUUCGUCUCCAUCUUCCCCCCCUGCUCUCAAGAAUUCUGCACCCUAGCCAACGCCUUCCGCGUGGAGAUGGGAGUGACUCGGUCGGCCCAAUUGGAGGCCCUGGGGUGGUUGCGCCAACUGGCAGAGCACAUGCCACUCACUAUGCUGCUUGCGAUUGCUGUGAAGUGGACUGGACCAAUGAUGGCUCCUCGUGGGGUAUUCAAGGAUGGGAGGCCUAUUGAGGGAGGCGCUGGGUCGAACGGGAGGGGUGGAGGAGGGAGGCUGGGAAGCAGAGGAGUUGGUGGGGAUGACGAAGGAAACGCUCCCACAGCAACACCUUUGUCCGAUGUUGCAAUCCCUGUCACUGCACCAAGGGUUGCUGCAGGAGCCGUAAAAGCAAGACCCGCUUCUAAUGCUGAAUGCUCUGGUCCUCUGUUAACGGGGGGGCGUGUGUGCGGUGGGUGUGGCAAAAUGAAGUAUUGCAGCAGGGACUGCCAAAAGGUGCACUGGCCCUCCCACAAGCUCACAUGCCCCGGCAGGAUCAACGGGAAGAGGAGUGGGAAGAACAGUGACAGGGUGAGUGGGCAUGUGAGUGAUGUGAGUGGCAAUGUGAGAGGCAAUAAGAGUGGCAACGUGAGUGGCAGGAUGGAGGUGAGGUGA
This is a messenger RNA of Closterium sp. Naga37s-1, 2967 nucleotides long. Lineage: Eukaryota; Viridiplantae; Streptophyta; Zygnematophyceae; Desmidiales; Closteriaceae. The record is from the annotation of a GenBank genome assembly.